CAUUUUCAAGGCUGUGAAUGUGAAUGGGCAGAAAUCAGUGAGCAUUUCCUAACCUGCUCUAAUGCUAUGUUAAAGUUAUUAUUCCAUUAGGGGCCAAAUCAAAACAGUGAGACAUGAUUCUUCUAGGGGGAUUCUGCAGCUUUAUGAAUCAGGAUCACAACCACCUCUGCAGUUUUGUUGUCCUUUAGGGUUGCUGCGACACAGAAACCACAAGCGGGUACACUAGGUGAAAUUACAACCUACAACUCUUUUGAUUUGAUACUUCUGUGGUACAGGAUGUCCUCAGUGGAGGUUUGUAGCUAACUGAGCUCCAGUCUCUGAAACGACCCACUGUUGGCCCAACUGUUGUUGAGGACGUGUUGGUGAGCGUUGAGAACCACUGCUCAAAUUGAAGAAGAUUCUGUUCGGUGUGACAGAUGGAUACUUCGUGUCUGUAAACAAAAGGGCAAGCUGAAUUUGCGAGCAGCUAGUGGCGGUUUGAGAGGAUUCAGUUUAUGGGAUUUGGAAGCGGCGCAGUUCUGUGUCAAUCCGACGGAGCCGAGGAAGGCGGGCGAAGCUGAGGUUACCAGGAAGGAAGAGUAAUAUAUAUAUAGAAGUGAGAAGAAACAAGAAUCAUUAACGGAAGAAUACUAGAUACAUGCAAGUCCAUCAGCAAAAUCUGUGGUGAAAAUUAGUGACAACGCUGAGUCGAUUAUUAGAGGCAAAACCUGCAGCAAGAACUAAUUCAAGUAAAGGAAAGCUUUGGUGGAACUCUCUGAACAUCCUUUCGUACUGAACUGCUGCAUCAAACAGAAAAAGCAUUUUUGGAAGGAUCUGUGCUCCUGCUGUGAGGGAUUGAGAAGAUCUGCCAAAGCUACUUGUGAUUUAUUUUACAUAGCAACUUGGAGGCAUCAUGAGCUCCAUAAAAUGUGUUCUCGUGGGUGAUGUAAAGGUGGGGAAAACAGCAUUGCUGGUGAGGUUUACAUCAGAGACUUUCCCAGAUAUGUACAAGCCCACAGUUUAUGACAAUACAGGAGUAGAUGUGUUUAUGGAUGGAAAACAGAUCAGCCUGGGACUCUGGGACACAUCAGGAAAUGAUUCAUUUCAAGGAAUUCGACCACUUUCUUACCAACAAGCUGAUGUGGUGCUAAUUUGCUACUCUGUAGCAAACCCUAUGUCUUACUUGAAUGUUAAAAAUAAGUGGAUGCCAGAAGUCAGAAAUUUUUUACCAAAAGUUCCAGUAUUGGUCGUUGCUACACAAAUAGACCAGCGUGACAUAGGCACUUUUCGCACCAUCACACCUGUUGAUGGGAAGAGGCUGACAAGAGAUAUUGGAGCAAGAGGUUACCUGGAGUGCUCAGCAAUUUCUAACAGAGGGGUACAAGAAGUGUUUGAAUGUGGAGUGAGGACAGCUGUCAGAUACAUAAAAAAACAAACCAGGAAGAAGAUCAUUGACCUCAAUAAAUGUGUGAUAGCCUGACUUCCAUUAGACUGGUAUAAUUUGAAAUAACUGUAACUUUCCAAUUUGUCAACAAAUACUAAAGGUGCUGUCAUCUAAAGGGCUUUCAACCUGACUGUGUUGACCAUACAAUAUGGGUACGAGUUGGCCUUGUCCACUGAUGCUACUGUAUCUAUAUCAGUCAUACUGAUUCAUUUCUAUUGAAGUAAUGGAUCCCAGUUGGGAACGCUAACUGGAAAACUGAGGAGGACAAACUGAUUUCAGCAUUGACUGUCAUGAACUUUUAGGAGUUCAAAGUACAGUGCCGUUUACUUUGGCUGACAUUCUUAUUUUUGUGUAUUUAAUUUGAACUGCGUGCCACCAUCAUGCAAGUUAUUUUAAAGACGACAUAUGAAAUAAAACUGUAACCUUGCACUCGCUGGUAAAGUGCAUCGAUCUCAGAGAUCCAAGUAGGAGUACGUCGCCAGUACUCACUUCUGAUGACUGUAAUAUUUAAUAAUUUUAUACUUAUUUCCUUUUGAUUUCACUGACCUCUGAUGAGAAGCAUGUAGAAGUAUUAUGCUAAGGUUCACAUGUAGUUUUGUAGCAAUUUUCCAUCGGUUUACAGAGUACUCAUCAAUAAAUUAAUUGUUUUUAAUGUUCA
This is a messenger RNA of Chiloscyllium plagiosum (whitespotted bambooshark), 2081 nucleotides long. The record is from RefSeq and is a predicted model, not a curated record. NCBI's taxonomy places the organism in Eukaryota, Metazoa, Chordata, Chondrichthyes, Orectolobiformes, Hemiscylliidae.